AUGGUGCUGAACUCUGCUGGCUGGAAGUUUGACUGGUUCAGACAGGAGUCAGUGUCUUCUCCAGCUAAGCUCAUCAGAACCAAUGAACCAGAUGGAGUCCUCAGAGUCUCAGAGGGAGGUGUGUACAGCUGCAGAGGAGGAAGAGGAGAUCCAGCUUUCUACACUGAAACCAGCACAGAGGUCACCAUUCUGGAAACUGUUUCCAUUAAACCCACUGUGACCCUGCAACCCAACUGGUCUGAGAUAUUCAGAGGAGAGACAGUCACCCUGAGAUGUGAGAUCCAGGGAGGUGGAGGAGCUCAGUGGACGUAUGAAUGGUACCCAGCCACCAGAAACUCUCCAUCAUCCAGUGAAUACAGGAUCAACAGCGUCUCUGAGUCUGAUAGUGGAGACUACAGCUGUAUGGCUAGAAGAGGCUAUCAGAUAACAGGAUGGAGUGAUGCCUUCAGACUGACAUUGAGAUCAGAUAAACCCAGAGCCUCACUAACAGUAGAUAAAACAGUCAUACCAGCAGGGGGCAGUGUAGCACUACGGUGCUCUGUUUCCAGCUCUGCUGGCUGGAAGUUUGACUGGUUCAGACAGGAGUCAGUGUCUUCUCCAGCUCAGCUCAUCAGAACCAAUGAACCAGAUGGAGUCCUCAGAGUCUCAGAGGGAGGUGUGUACAGCUGCAGAGGAGGAAGAGGAGAUCCAGCUUUCUACACUCAAACCAGCACAGAGGUCACCAUUCAGAAAACUGUUUCCAUUAAACCCACUGUGACCCUGCAACCCAACUGGUCUGAGAUAUUCAGAGGAGAGACAGUCACCCUGAGAUGUGAGAUCCAGGGAGGUGGAGGAGCUCAGUGGACGUAUGAAUGGUACCCAGCCACCAGAAACUCUCCAUCAUCCAGUGAAUACAGGAUCAACAGCGUCUCUGAGUCUGAUAGUGGAGACUACAGCUGUAUGGCUAGAAGAGGCUAUCAGAUAACAGGAUGGAGUGAUGCCUUCAGACUGACAUUGAGAUCAGAUAAACCCAGAGCCUCACUAACAGUAGAUAAAACAGUCAUACCAGCAGGGGGCAGUUUUUGUGAUCACUACACCUUUGUCAUUUACAAUAAAUCUCCUGACAGGCAGUAG
Messenger RNA from Fundulus heteroclitus (mummichog), 1113 nucleotides. Its product is annotated as high affinity immunoglobulin gamma Fc receptor I-like. NCBI's taxonomy places the organism in Eukaryota, Metazoa, Chordata, Actinopteri, Cyprinodontiformes, Fundulidae. Gene Ontology annotation, molecular function: transmembrane signaling receptor activity. Gene Ontology annotation, biological process: cell surface receptor signaling pathway. Bases 1 to 1113 code for a protein of 370 amino acids. The transcript is spliced from 7 exons. The record is from RefSeq and is a predicted model, not a curated record.